Molecule: messenger RNA, 969 nt
Organism: Ahaetulla prasina
Lineage: Eukaryota; Metazoa; Chordata; Lepidosauria; Squamata; Colubridae
Gene: ID1
Product: inhibitor of DNA binding 1
Exons: 2
Coding region: 68-496 (142 amino acids)
Biological process (GO): circadian regulation of gene expression; cell differentiation; negative regulation of transcription by RNA polymerase II
Cellular component (GO): cytoplasm; nucleus
Molecular function (GO): transcription regulator activity; protein dimerization activity
Source: RefSeq, a predicted model, not a curated record
GACGGGUGGUUGGGGUUCUGUGCUCGAGUUCUGUCCUCGGAGUUGCGUCCGUUGGUGUCUCCCGGCCAUGAAGGUGAUCCCCGCCGCCUCCGCCGUCUCCCCCGGCCCUAGCUGCUCUCUCAAGGGCGCGGGGGGCGACCCUUUGCCGCGGUGUCUCUCGGAGCAGAGCGUGUCGUUGUCCCGCGUGGGCAGCCCCUCUUCCCGGGGUUUGCCCCUCGGCCCGGAUCAAGCGGCCGCUGCCGCCGCUGCCUCGCUGCUACUGGACAUGAAAGGCUGCUACUCGCGCCUGGCCGCGCUGGUGCCCACCUUACCUCGCCAUCGCCGCGUCUCCAAAGUGGAGAUCCUCCAGCACGUGAUCGAUUACAUUUGGGAUCUCCAGCUCGAGCUGCAGGACCCACUGGGUACCGGGGCGCCCCCUCCGCGGGGCGUGGACGAGCCGGCCGGAGGAGCCGAGCCUGCUUGCGUUAGCUCGGACGACCGGAUCUUGUGCCGCUGAAGAAGCCUGCCGGAAGAUCCGUUUGUGAAACGCCUUCCUUAUAUCCCUCCAAUGGCUGGGAAAGUGGGGCGCUUCGGUGGUGAUGUGGUUGGUGAUGAUGUCUGUCUGCCUCUACCCCAUUUCCUUCGCUGGAUGGCAAGAUGAAAACUGGGUUUUUGGGAGGUCAAGACACGACGGGGAAUCCUUGUCCGUCGCUCCGGUGCUUUUAAUCCCAGAUGGGACCGACUUGCUAGACUUGGACUCAAAAUAGUACCAUCCCGCAUCUCUUUUUAACGUCUUGAUGGGACCGUGCCUUUUUUUUUUCCUUUUCUGCUUUCUUUAAAAGCAGGGACUUAAAUACCCGAUGCGAAUAUUUCUCAGUUUUCUGAGAAUUGACUGUAUUGUAUAUUACAAUGCUCCUUAUUUCUGAGAAUAUUUUUCUACUGUUGUUUUGCUAUUGUUAGGGAAUCAAAUGCAUUAUGUGCUGUGAAAAA